This is a messenger RNA of Aspergillus heteromorphus CBS 117.55, 4255 nucleotides long. Its product is annotated as kinase-like protein. Gene Ontology annotation, biological process: peptidyl-serine phosphorylation; intracellular signal transduction. Bases 176 to 4255 code for a protein of 1359 amino acids. The record is from RefSeq and is a predicted model, not a curated record. Gene Ontology annotation, molecular function: protein serine/threonine kinase activity; peptidyl-prolyl cis-trans isomerase activity; ATP binding. Lineage: Eukaryota; Fungi; Ascomycota; Eurotiomycetes; Eurotiales; Aspergillaceae. The transcript has 9 exons.
CUGAACUUUUCCCUCUUCCUCCGUCCUCACCUUCUCCUUCCCACCUCUUCUCUCUCCCUCUCCCUCCCCCUCCUCCCCUCCCCCUUUCACUUCCCUUCCCUUUUUUCUCUGCGCAUCAGGUAGACGACUUCUCCUUCGUUCCUCUCGUCUCCCUUCUAUCUUUUUCUCCCUCAACAUGUCUGCCGUUCUCCCCGUUGCCGUCUACGCCCUCCGGGUGCCCGCCGGUGGUGCCCUCAUCCCCGCCGUCCCCGAGGCCUCUGCCAUGUUCCGCAUCAGCAUGGCCGCCAUUGACCCCGAUGAGGCCCCCGAGUACGAGGACGGCUACGACUCCAACAAGCGCCCCCGCGCCACCCUGAAGCUCGUGCGCGCCCCCGAGGGCCUCGACCUCGACGACGAGGAUGAUGAGGACUGGGAGGACGACGACGAGGAGGACUCCGACGACGAGGAGGUCAACGGUGGCCCCAGCGACAAGGAGAAGGCCCGCAAGCUGGCCGCCGCUCGCAAGCUGGCCGACGCCAUGGACGAGGACGACGAGGACGACGAGGAUGAGGAUGAUGACAGUGACUUCGACCUGAAGGCCGCCAUCUCCAAGCUCAUCAAGGGCAAGGGCCCCGCCACCGACGACGACUCCGAUGCCGACUCCGACGAGGGCCUCGAGCUCGAAGAGACCGUCAUCUGCUCCCUGGACCCCGAGAAGAACUGCCAGCAGACCCUCGACAUCACUGUCAGCGAGGGAGAGCGCGUCUUCUUCAAGGUUACUGGUACCCACACCAUCUUCCUGACCGGUAACUACGUCAUGCCCCUCGACGAGCCCCGCGACGACGACUCCGAGGAUGAGGAUGACGAGGACUACGACCUCCCCCCCGGUGUCGACGAGCUGGACCUGGACGAGCUCAUGGGUGAGGACGACGAGAGUGACGACCUGGACGACCUGGAAGACCCCCGCAUCACCGAGGUCGAGAGCGAGGACGAGGCCCCCAAGCUGGUCGAGCCCAAGGGCAAGAACAAGCGCGCCGCCGAGGCCGAGAAGGCCGCCGCCGAGCCCGCCCUCAGCAAGAAGCAGCAGAAGAAGCUGAAGAAGAACAACGGCGAGGCCGCCGCCGUCGAGGAGAAGAAGGACGCCAAGGAGGGCAAGGAGGCCAAGGAGGCCAAGAAGGUUCAGUUCGCCAAGAACCUCGAGCAGGGCCCGACCCCUUCGGCUCCCAAGACUGCCGAGAAGACCACCGGCACCCUGGGUGUCAAGGAGGUCAAGGGCGUCAAGCUCGACGACAAGAAGCUCGGCCAGGGUGUAGCUUGCAAGGCCGGCAACACCGUCGCCAUGCGCUACAUCGGCAAGCUGGAGGACGGCAAGGUGUUUGACUCCAACAAGAAGGGCAAGCCCUUCACCUUCAAGCUCGGCAAGGGCGAGGUCAUCAAGGGCUGGGACAUCGGUGUGGCCGGCAUGGCCGUGGGCGGCGAGCGCCGCAUCAGCAUCCCCCCCCACCUCGCGUACGGCAAGCGUGCCCUGCCCGGCAUCCCCGGCAACUCCAAGCUGAUCUUCGACCCGUCGAUGCAUCUGGCAGGGAUGAGGAUAUCGCACGCGAUGCAAGCAUCUUUGUCUAAUGAAAACUAUAACUACAAGAGCAGUCGGAUCCGCGAACGGAUUCGGCAGCGUAGUUCGCGGAUUCUAUCGUUAUUGGGGUUGAGGGGGGCGGGAGGUGAGAGUUUUGCUGCUUAUACCAGCAGAACAGUCACGCCGCGAGAGCACGACGGCCCACCCGCCAGCGACAGCUCGUUCCAUUCCUUUCCGGCGGAGAAUCGAGUCCCAUCUGGCAGCACAGCCAUCGAGUCAGAGAUUGCCCCCCACCAGGAGAGCAAUCCCGCCCAACUGUCUGCGCCAUGUCCGGAACCAGAUAUCCGCAAGUCAGACCUGCACAGCAAACUGGCUGCCGGGAUGAAACGCAGCCAGUCGACGCCGGCAGCGCUCACGAACAUCGUGUCCACGAAGCUGUCGACCACGUUUGGGAGCCCGACGGUCAUCCGGCGGUCACAUCUGAGAGCGGCGCCGAAUAUCCAGACGGUGCAGUUCCAGUCGCUCGCGCAGGGGCUGAACAAGGAGGGCGACAAUACGAAUGACAGUGAGGAUCCGGAGACGUCGCCGGAUAGUGGCUCGCCGGUGAGUACGCGGUCGACGCCGCCCACCUCGGAGGAUCCGUCGAGUUGCUCGAAGCAGAUCAACAGCCCGUUGGGACGGGAUAGGGCUGGGGGCAAGUCGCUGGUGUCGAAGGGGUGGGGGUCGUCGUCGUCGUCGUCGUCGGCUGCCACGCCCUCGGUGGUGACGGUGGAGGCGACGACGAAUGCCAAGGUGUUCUUUGAGACGUAUUUCAAUGCCGUCUUCUGCGGGGGAGAUGCUCGAUCGCAGCGACGGCAGGAGCUGGAGCAGUACCUCUAUGGGCUGCCUCUCAGCCCGGAGGAGAGGGCGCGCAUCUGGGACAACUGGGUCACGCAGGAGCGGCACUAUCUGCGGCAGUGCCGGGUGCUGAAGAGCCGGUCGCACAGUGAGCGGCACGAGGAGACGGUGUCGCUGGCGGGGUUUGAGGUGCUGAAGGUGCUGGGGCGAGGCAGCUUCGGGGUGGUGCGUCUGGUGAAGGAGAAGCGCGGGGAUGAAGCGAUUCAGGGCUUUCAGGGCUUUCAGGGCUCGGAUGACAAGCUGUCGCGCUGGAAGAACGAGGCCACGCACGUCCGCUCCCACGCCCUGGAAUCGCUCUGGGCCAAGGGCACGCGGCGGCGCAUGAUGACGGGCGUCAAGAAGGACGUGUUUGCCAUGAAGGUGAUCCGCAAGUCGGCCAUGAUCCGCAACAGCCAGGAGGGCCAUCUCAGGGCCGAGCGAGACUUCCUGGUGGCCUCGGCCAAGUCGCGCUGGGUCGUGCCUCUGAUCGCCAGCUUCCAGGACUGCAACCACCUGUAUCUGAUCAUGGACUACAUGGUCGGCGGCGACUUCCUGGGCCUGCUGAUGCGCCGCAACAUCCUGCCCGAGAAUGUGGCGCGCUGGUACGUGGCCGAGAUGAUUCUGUGCGUCGAGGAGGCCCAUCGCCUGAGCUGGAUCCAUCGCGACGUCAAGCCCGACAACUUCCUCAUCUCGGCCUCGGGCCAUCUCAAGAUCUCCGACUUUGGCCUGGCCUUUGACGGCCACUGGGCCCACGACCAGGUCUACUACAAUGACCACCGCUACUCCUUGCUCAGACGCCUGGGCAUCCACGUCGAGGGUGACGCCCUCGACCGCAACGAGGCCAACCCCCCCGCCGGCGACCAGGAGGCUGCCCAGGGCUUCACCUGGACGCCCCCGGCCGUCGGGCUGCUGGGAUGGCGAGAUCGCACGCAGAAACGGCGGCUGGCGGGCAGUGUCGUCGGCACCAACCAGUACAUGGCCCCCGAGGUCAUUCGUGGCGAGUUGUAUGAUGGGCGAUGCGACUGGUGGAGUGUGGGCAUCAUCCUCUACGAGUGCCUCUAUGGCUUCACGCCCUUUGCCUCGGAGGAUCGGCAGAAGACGAAGCUGAAGAUCCACCAUCACAUUCGCACCCUCUACUUCCCCACCCACCGGCCGACUGACAAGCUCGUCUCCGCCGAGGCCGUCGACCUGAUCAACCACCUGCUGCAGGAGAAGGAGCAGCGGCUGUGCUCGAGCAAGUACCGCGUGAACGACUCGGUCAACUGCCGCCUGGCCUCCAAGCAUCUCUUCUACAGCAUCGACCCGCGCAGCCGGAACUACCGCGGCUUCUACGUCUAUCCCAACGAUGCCACCGACAUCAAGAACCACCCCUUCUUCCGCCCCAUCGACUGGGACGAGAUCCACCAGGCCAUGCCCCCCUUCAUCCCCAAGGUCAAGGGCUGGGAGGACACCCGCUACUUCGACGACGCCGGCUACGAGCACGAGCACGAGGACGUCACCGCGCCCUCGGACGGCGACCACCCCGAGGACGACAGCGCGGAGCCUGCGGAGCCUGCCCCUGCGCAGGACCAGGGCGAGCCGCCCCAGUACGACGACAUCGUCAGCCAGCCCCCGCCCAAGAACCGCCGUCGCGGCAAGGACAAGAAGCGGCCCCGGGAUAAGCUGCUGCGGGACCGGAAGGUGCGCAAGACCGUCCUCGAGAUGCGCAAGAGGGGGGCGUUCUUGGGGUACACGUACCGUCGCCCCCAGGCUGUGGCGAUGGCUCUGGCGCCGGAUCGGGGGAGGGCUGUCUUGCCGCGCGGGCAUCUGUCGGAUCUGUAUGGAUGA